This is a messenger RNA of Gaeumannomyces tritici R3-111a-1, 1492 nucleotides long. RefSeq lists its product as hypothetical. NCBI's taxonomy places the organism in Eukaryota, Fungi, Ascomycota, Sordariomycetes, Magnaporthales, Magnaporthaceae. Bases 214 to 900 code for a protein of 228 amino acids. The transcript has a single exon. The record is from RefSeq and is a predicted model, not a curated record.
GAACACGCUCACCAUACCUCACAUCGUGGCACCUAUGUGUCCUCUCUCCCACAUACGAGCCGAAGGAUUGCGCCAAGAAGGCACCCCUAAAACACUACAGCCGUACCCGGGUUUCUCUCGAGUUGAAACAUUCGCCCUCCCCUCUCGCAGAUCAUCACAAUCAGGCCUAGCCGCCUCGAAAUAGACCGCAUAAGCAUCAUCGUCCAGGACACCAUGCCGCCGAUCCCCAUAUACACAAAGAGCCCCAUAAACGCCAACAAGGCGUCCGGGGUCACACCGCAGACUGCCUCUAGUGAGGCUGAGAAGCAGCCUGCAGCCCAGGCGCCGCCCGCGACGACGACGGCAGCGGCCAGCGGCCAGCCCACCCGCACCUCCCAGUACCCGCCAGCGCAGCCGGGCGCGGUGCCGUCCGUCCCAGCCCCCACGGGCUCCCUCACAGGACUAGCUGGACCACCGCCGGCACAGCCGGGAGCAGUGCCGCCUCCCCCCAGGGCCGGCGAGGCGUACCAACCACCGGCGCCGCCGGAGCCGGCUGCUGCCCCGCAAUACCCGCCGCCGCCACCGCAAGUAUCCAUCCCCAGCCCGGUAGCCCCUCUUCACUACGGCGGCACCGCGACCGCCACUGGGCCACUGCCUGGAAGGGGAAAUACUGGCGUCACGCAACUGCCGGGCAGCAGCGGAGCCGCGGGCACGGGCACGGGCAUUUACCCGAACCCCAACAAUGCCAUCUCAUCUCCCUACGCGGGUCAGUACCAAGCCUACGGGGCCGGCACGGCCGACCCAAGCGACGACGACCAGGGCGAGGGGGUGUGGGACUCGGCAAAGAAGUACAUGCAGGCCGCCGGCAGCAAGCUCUCUGCAGCCGAGUCGGAAGUUUGGAAGAGGAUCAACAAGCAGUAGGUGGUAGCCGACGAGGGGGCUGACUUGCCCGCGCGGGACGAGAACGGAAAUCAAAGGGGAGCGCGCACAGGAGACUCGGCAUACGGCAAGUCUAGGCUUGGGGGAGUGGCAAAUGCGUGAGGUCGAGCUCAGGGAGCCGCAUGACGGAAAUGGCCACGAUGUCGCCAUCAGGGUUGCAAUGUCAUUUCAAAAGAGCCCAGCUUGCCCAAGCUCAGCCCCACGGUUCGAUGGGCCGACUCCUCCAGCUCCCGUCAGCCCCUUUGUUUCCCAGAAGGUGAGCCUCAGGAGGCGAGUGGGCGAAUACACCACUGUGCGGCAUCUGGAAUUUGGUUGGCUGUGCCCCUUGAGCCAAUGAAUGUGGAAGGGAGACUGGGCUGAGCUACGACAUCAAACACGCUGAUAAGACCCUAGGCUUCCAAUGGGGAGAAAGUGAGAAAAGCGAUAAAUGACAAAAAAAAAAAAUCAUUAACAAAUAAACGGCGCCUCGACGCAUCAACAAUCCUACGCUGGAGGUUUCGUUUGUGGGCUCGCCUAGACAUGGACCGGAAAAUAGGGAGAUGGUUGUAGGGGGGUAAAUCCUCCCGAGAAACCA